This is a messenger RNA of Erythranthe guttata (spotted monkey flower), 444 nucleotides long. NCBI's taxonomy places the organism in Eukaryota, Viridiplantae, Streptophyta, Magnoliopsida, Lamiales, Phrymaceae. The record is from RefSeq and is a predicted model, not a curated record.
AUGGAAGAAACUGAAACAAUUUCUCAGUACAAUGAGAAACUGAUCGAUUUAGCUAAUGAAUUUCAAUCCUUAGGUGGUCCUUUGAGCAACGAGACACUGGUGAAUAAGGUAUUGAGAACUCUUCUAGAAAGAUUCAGCAUGACAGUUACUGCUAUUGAGGAGGCCAAAGACACAUCAUCUCUACGUCUGGACGAUCUAAUUGCAGAAUCAAGUAAAGAAGCAGUUAGAAAUGAGGAAGAAAUGUGUAAGAAGUUGUUCAGCGACUUGGAGAAGAAGACUCAUGCUCUAGACGCAGCCAACAAGGAAAAUUCUUCCCUCAAAGAUACAAUCACACAUUUAGAGGUUGGUAUCACCAAGAAAGAUCUUGAACUGGCAAAGGUUCCAGGUCAAUGGAUAAUUGUUACCAAACAGGUGAUACCAUCUCAUGCAAGAGCUCAAGAGUAA